Anguilla rostrata (American eel) is the source of this 10711-nucleotide messenger RNA. RefSeq names its product pericentrin-like. The record is from RefSeq and is a predicted model, not a curated record. NCBI's taxonomy places the organism in Eukaryota, Metazoa, Chordata, Actinopteri, Anguilliformes, Anguillidae. Gene Ontology annotation, molecular function: molecular adaptor activity. The transcript has 39 exons. The coding region runs from base 136 to 10617 and encodes 3493 amino acids. Gene Ontology annotation, biological process: signal transduction.
CAUUUUGAAAAAAACUUACUGACAGUUAAGAAGUAGCAUUAUGAAUUUCUGUUGUUGUGGACCUGCAGUGCAACUGUAGACGUUAUUGUUGAUAACAGAGGUGCCAGUGAUUAUGUUUUUACCUGUAUUACAACGAUGGACGAAACGCAGGGGAACCUAGAUGAUGGAGUCAAGAUUGCAGGCGAUGAGAUGCACCCCUCGAUGCGGAGCGGUGCGGAGCUGCGGCAGGAGCAGGGUGCCGGAGAGGUUACCGCGUCUCGCCCUCAGGGUGCUCUGUCCGUCAGGGGCCAGGAGGUGGAGGAGCUGACGGAGCUACACAGCGAUGCUCGCGCGGGGGAGCGCGCGCCGGGCGUAGAUCGCGGCGGUAACGCUCCUGUGUGGCGGCCGAGCGCGAAGCGAUGGGACAGGUGGCGGGGUCUGCAGAGGACCUCCCGCUCCGCACAGCUCCUCCGGGACUCCGAGACGAAAAACGGCGAGACGGAGGAGCGGCCGGCGCGGGUCCCGGCGAGUCAGGGCGUGGCCGAAACGCACCCCCGCGAAGCGCUGCCUGACGGGACAGAGGAGGAGGAGGAGGAGGAGGAGGUUGUGGUUCAGCUCACCAGCGUGGUCCAGGGGCUCCAGGUUCAGCUGAAGCAGGAGAAGGAGGCGGGGCAGCACCUGACGGACAGGUACGCCGCACAGUCGUCCACCUAUGAGAUGCGGCUUCGGACGCUGGAGGCGGAGCGGGAGGAGCACCUGGGCCAGCUGGCGCAGAAUCGCGGAGCAGAGCGACAGCGUUUGAGUGAGGGGCACGGAGAAGAGAUCCUGCAGGUCCAACAGCGCCUGGGGACCCGCCAGGCCCACGGAGACCACGUUUACUGGUACAUCCGAAACCCUGAGGAGGACCUCGCUGUGCGCAGUGCUCACAGAGACCAUCUGGACCAGGAUGAGCCUGGAGAACCCUGGGAGAACCCAGACCAGGAGGGCUCCCUCACCAGCGGUCAGGACCACCUGCUGGAGAAGUACCUGGUCUCGGCAGCCCUGAGGGACAGCUGCUGGUUAGAGGACAGCCUGGAUGAUCGCCACCUGCUGGAAGGAGCAGGGAACUACAGGUUUCGGCGUGACAGUGAAGACCUUCUGGAUGGAUCGGCGUCCCUCAGCAGUGACUCCCCAGGCCUGGACGGGAGCUCGUCGGAGGAGGAGGUGGACCUGGGAAAGGCGCUGCUGGUGCAACAGUGCCGGGACCUGGCCGCACAGCUGGAGGACCGGGAGAAACAGCUGGAGGACCGGGAGAAACAGCUGGAGGCGCUCCGGGAUGAGACUCGGGGUUCCGCGGUGGAACUUCGAGAGGCCCUGGAGAAGCGCGACGCAGCGACGGAGGCUCUGGAGUCCGCACAGCGCCACCUGGAGGCGGAGAGAGCGCUGCGGCUGCGGAGCGAGGAGGCGGCUCAGCGCCAAAGCCAGGAGGCGGGCGACCUCCGGGCGCGGCUCGGUCGCCUGCAGAGCCAGCGGGGGGGGGAGGAGCGCGCCCGGGAGGAGGCGCUGGGCCUGAUCGCCGAGCUGAGGGAGGAGAAGGAGCAGCUCCUGGUGCAGCUGAGGGGACAGGAGCAGCUGGUCUGGGACGUGCAGGAGCAGAAGCUGGCCGGGGACUCUGUGACGUGCGAGGUGCAGGCGCUCUUCGGCCGGCAGCUGAUCGUGCUGCAGGAGCAGCGCGACCGCCUGCAAGGCAUGCUGGACCGCCAGCAGGCCAAGAACCAGACCGCCUCCCGGCUGCUGGGCCAGAGGACCCUGGAGGUGGACUCCUCCCUGCAGGAGGUUCAGCGCCUCCGGGAGCAGCUGGCAGAGAGGGAGGAGGCUGCGCUGAGGGCCGGGAGAGAGAAGCAGGAGCUGGAGUCCCGGCUGUGUGGCCUCCAGGAGAGUCUGGCGGAGGCGCAGCGGGCCUGGAGUCGGGCGGCGGAGGAAGUGGCCGCCGGGGAGAGCCGCGCGGCGGAGCUGGAGACCAGGGCGCGGAACGCGGAGAACGCCACCGAGACCGCCAGGGCCGAGUUCCAGAGCCGGCUGGAGGCGCGGGACCGGGAGGUGCAGGAGGUGAACGAGCUGCUGGAGGAGAUGCAGAGGAAGCAGUCUGACCUGGGGGAGGAGCAGAAGAGUCGCAUCGCGCUGAUAAAGCAGGUCCACGAGCGCGAGCGCCGGCGGGAGAUGGCCGAGCUGGCCGCCGAGCGGGAGGCGGAGCUGAGCCGCCUGGAGGCGGAGCUAAAGGAGGGCAUGGAGGCCGCCCAUCAGGCUGAGCUGCUGCAGGCACAGACGCAACACUCUCUGGAGCUGGAGACCCUGCGGCUGAGCCUGACCAAUCAGCACGCUCUGGAGCUGGAGACCAUGCGGCUGAGCCUGACCAAUCAGCACGCUCUGGAGCUGGAGCAGUGCCAGAGUGCGCAACAGCGCCACACGGAGGCGGCGCUGAGCGAGCAGCGGGAGAGCCUGGAGGCCGGGUGGGCCCAGGACCGCGCCCAGCUCCACGCUCAGCAGCAGGCCGAGCUGGAUCGGGUCCACGACCAGAACCGCGACCAGGCCCGGCGGGUCCAGCAGCAGCAUCGGCAGGAGAAGGAUGAUUUGAACCAGGAGUGGGAGGCUCGAAUGCAGAAAGAGAAGGUCCGGAUGGAGGAACUGCAGGCCAAUCAGAUUGAGGCGCUGAGGGCGGAGUGGCAGAGGGAGUCGGACCGGGCCCAGGAGGAGCUCCAGAGCCGGCUGAAGGAGACGCAGGAGGCGCUGUCCGCUAGCCGGGCUCAGCUGGAGGAGCAGGAGGAGCUGCGCGCCUCCAGGGAGCGGGAGCUCCUGCGUCUGGGGGAGGAGCUGAGCCGGGCGCGCGCGGAGCGGGACGCCGCUGCCGGAGCAGACGACGUGGAUCUGGUGGCCAGCCACCAGGGGGCGCUGCAGGAGCAGCAGGACCGUGCGCAACGCCUGGAGGAGCUCUGUACCGCCAGCGCUGAGAGGGAGCAGCGACUGCAACAGGAAGUGGAGAGACUGCAGGCAGACCAUGUGACCCUGAAGUGGAGCUCCGAACAGGAAGUGGACCGUCUGCGGACCGAGCUCGAGCGCAUGAGGGCCAGCUGUCAGGACCCGGGGGGGCUGAGGGAGCAGCUACUGGCCCGCUCCCCCCGGGGGGAGGAGGUGCAGCCGCAGGAGGAGGUGCAUCGGCAGGAGCUCGCCCAAGCGGAGGAGGAGGUGCAGCGGCUGACGCGGGAGCUCUCCCAGGUGGAGGAGGUGCAGCGGCAGGAGGAGGUGGAGGAGCUGAAGCAGGAGCUCUCCCAGGCAGAGGAGGAGGUGCAGCAGCUGAAGCAGGAGCUCUCCCAGGCAGCGGAGGAGGUGCAGCAGCUGAAACGGGAGCUCUCCCAGCAGCAGCAGGAGAUCCAGGAGCAGAAGGAGGCGGAGCUGAAGAACCUGCGCUCCUACUUCGAGCGGCGGCUGCGCGUGGCGGAGGAGAGCCACCGGGAGGAGGUGGCCCUGCUCCAGCGCCGGCUGGCGGAGGUGGCCGAGGAGAACGCCGCCCCCCAGGGGGGGAACGCCAGCUUCCUGUCGGAGGGGGACGUGGAUGAGGACAAGGCCGACAUGCUCGCAGAGAUAAACAUGAAACUGGAAAAACACAAGGAGGAGCUGUACUCUCUGCGCUUGCGGUUGGAGGAGAAGCACACUGCGGAGCUGGACCAGCUGCAGGCCAGCCUCACCCUGUCGCACCGAGAGCAGCUCCUGCAGGUGAAGACUCACCUGGCCGACCGCUACUUCCGCCAGACCCAGGACCUGAAGACCCAACACUCCCAGGAGCUGGAGCAGCAGCGAGCCAAGCUGACCGAACACCACGCCAAAGAGAUCAGCAGGCUGCGUCUGCGCAGUGCCCAGGACGCGGCUCGGCAGGUGGAGCAGGAGCUGGAGGAGAGGGGCCGGGCGCUGGCGGGGCAGGCCCGCUCGGAGAGGAGCCGAAUCCGGGGCCUGGAGGAGCAGCUGGCCGCUCUUCGGAUGGGGCAGGAGGAGCAGCUGAGGCAGGCCGCAGAGCGGAGCGGGGAACUCGCCCAAAAGGCCCAGGAGAAGCUGAAGCAGGACUUUGCGGAGCAGCUGCGUGUGGCCGUGCGGGAGGCCCAGGCGCAGGAGAGGGAGCGGGCGCUCCAGGAGCUCUCCCAGGAGAAGGAGGAGGCGCUGGGCAGGCUGAGGGAGGAGCUGCGGGCCCAGGAGGAGACCCGAGUCUCCGCCCUGAGGGAGGAGCUGGAGCGGGCGGCCGCUGAGGAGCGACGGGCCCUGCAGGAGCAGCAGGAGGAGGAGGAGCGGAGGCGCGGGCGCUCCCCACGGGACAGUCCGGAGAGCGAGAGCGACCCCCGCGUCCUGGCGGUGAGGCGCAAGGUGGAGGCGCAGUUCCAGAGGGAGCUCCUCACCGCCAAGCGCCUCAUGGCCGAGGAGGUGAAGGAGCUCAACGCGGUGCUGCUGGAGCAGGCGGAGGCCAAGCUGCAGGAGGCGCAGAGGAGGUUCCAGAAGGAGCAGAAGGAGCGGGAGGAGAAACUGGGCUUGGAGCAGGAGGCCGCUCUUCGGGACCUGACCAAGAAGCACGGCCAGGAGCUGGAAUCCCAGAAGGCUUUGCUGGGGGAGCGCGUGCGCAGUCUGGAGGAGGACCGUCAGAAUCUGGAGGAGAGGCUCGAGCACAAACACGGGGCGGAGCUUGAUUCGCUGAGGGCGGAGCUUCAGGCCAAACACAAGGCGGAGCUGCACUCUCAGGAGGCGGAGCUUCAGGCCAAACACAAGGCGGAGCUGGACUCUCUGGAGGCGGAGCUUCGGGCCAGACUGCAAGGGGACAGGGACGAGCUGGAGGCCCGGAUGCUGUCCAACAUGGACACCCUGGAGUCGGCCUACCUGGCGCAGAUCCAGGCGGGGCGAGACGAGCGGGACGGGGCGCUGCAGGCCCUGCGGGACCGGGAGAGGGGUCACGCGGCGCAGCUGGACCGGCUGAGAACACAGCACCAGGCCAAGCUGGGCCUCAUCUGCAUAGAGCUGCGCAGAGAGCUGGACCAGCUGCUCAUGGACAAGUCCUCCAGCACAGCACCUCAACCAGCCCAGAACCAGCCCUCCACCACAGCAUCUGAACCAGCCCAGAACAAGCCCUCCAGCACAGCACCUCAACCAGCACAGAACCAGCCCUCCAGCACAGCAUCUGAACAAGCCCAGACCCAAAAGCUGAGCGCUGGGACGUCCGGCCGGGAGGACCCCGAGGAGGAGGUGCUGGAGGAGGUGCCAGUGGAGGUGCUGGUGGAACAGCUGGAGGAGCCAGACUUUGAGGCUUCUGGAGACAGGGUCGCUCUGGGGCUGGGACAGCUGUUCUCCAAGCUAAAGACUGACCUGAGAACGGUGGCUGUAGAGAGGAGAGGCUUGCUGGAGGCGCACGUGCAGCUGCAGGAGGUGCUGCAGGAGGUGGUGAGGAGGACCGUGGCCACAGAGGAGGAGAUCCUGCGGAGGAUACGUGCCCACGCGGAGCCCGGGGUGGGCUGCGGAGGGGAGGCGGGAGAGAAGCUUCCGGACUCCGCCCUGCGCUCGGCUCUGACGGACGAGGGUGUGGGCCUAUCCCAGAAGCCCUGGCAGAGCCUGUUCUCCGGGCUGGGGCUGGGGCGGGACCCGCAGGUGGAGGAGGCGGUGCUGGGAGUCUCCGCCCGUUUGUGCUCUGUGGUGCGCAAGCUGCUGGACCUGUCACAGUUGGAGCCGCACCCCCCGAGGCCACGGGUGCCCCUGGAGGAGCACCUCAUCCAGAGCGGGCCGGACUCUGCCCCAUCUCAGCUGCAGGAGUACCGCCCCCCAGAGCAGCUGCACAGGGGGCCAGUUGAAUUUGGCGCAGUGGAGAAGGCUGCUCUGGAGGAGGUGCUACAGCAGAAGGAGGCGCAGGUGCAGGGGCUGGUGGAGGAGCUGCAGCGGCUGGACGUGGAGCUGCAGGAGCUCCGUGAGGAGCGUGCCCUCCUACUCCGUCAGAGGGAGGCCCUUGCUGAGCCCCUGGGGGACACAGAGCGGGCGCUGCUGGGGGAGGCGCAGCGCCUCCUGCAGGAGAAGGUGGAGGCGCAGCGGCAGGCGGAGGAGGACCGGAGCAGGCUGGCGUCGAGGCUCCGGCUGAUGGAGGUGGAGGUGGAGGAGCGGGACGGCGGCAGGCUGGAGGCGGAGGAGCGGCGCCGGGCCCAGGUGGAGGACCUCCGCCUGCAGGUCCACGCCCUGGAGAAGCAGCUCCGGCACCACCGGCAGUUCAUCGACGAGCAGGCCGUGGAGCGGGAGCUGGAGCGGGAGGAGUUCCAGCAGGAGAUCCAGAGGCUGGAGGCGCGGCUGAGGCGCUCGUCCCGGCCCCGCCCCGGAGGAGGAGGAGGAGGAGGCGGCGAGGAGGACAAGAUUGAGGACUUGGUUCUCCAGGUGGAAAACCUGCGGGCGGCCAUCAGGCAGAAGAGCGAGGACUGCGAGCGGCUGCUCCUCACAAAAGAGAAGUACCGCGGCGACGUGGCCGAGCAGAACGAGCAGAUCCACACCAUGGCAGCGCGCAUCUGCGAGCUGGAGCGCGCUCUGUUAGACACGAGCCCGUCCGGUCACGCACUGGCCCCGCAGGAUGCAGCGCAGGACAGAGCCCCCCUGCAGCAGCUGCUGUGCUCCAGCUGCCUGCAGGUGUUUGCUCUGCAGCGUAACUUAGACGACCCCCGUCAGUGCCCCCCCAGGAGUGGGGCGGGCCACCCCCUGGACCAGCAGCUCCAGGCAAUACAGAUGGAGCUCCGUACAGCCGGUGUGGGGCAGGUACAGGAGAACGAUCACGCCGUGCGCCCCCUCCCGGAAGCGGACGGCCACGAGGACACGCCCUCCGUGCGUCUGGCCCCCCCGGACCAGCUGGAGGAGCAGAGGCGGGAGAUCCGCCAGCUCGGCGAGGAGAUCCUCCGUCUCCGCCGGGAAGCCGACGCCUCCCAGGACCAGGCAGCAGAGGAGGCGCGCGCGGAGGUGGAGGAGCUGCGGUCGCAGGUGGAGCACCUCCGCAGCGACAGGGAGCGUCUGCGGCAGGACAGGGAGGUGGAGGAGGAGCGUCUGCACGAGGUCAUCCACAAGCUGCAGGAGGAGCUGGAGCGGGCGGAGUCCACGCGGUACGAACUCAGCACCUCCUCCGAGAACAGCCCCGCCCCGCCCCUCCCCCACACCCCCCGCGGCCUGGAGCACAGCCUGCGGCAGGAGCUGAGCCGCCACGCCCCCGUCCCAGAGCCGCGGGGGGAGGCGCACCCGGGACCCGGCGGGACGGGGGCGCAGAAGCGUGGGGGAGACGCUCCGGACGGGACCGUCCCAGCAGAGACCCUCCGGACCGUGCUGGAGGCCCUGCAGGCCCAGGUUCAGGAGGGCCAGGCCAGAAUACACGAGCUGGAGACAGAGAAGGAGGAGCUGAGGCAAGCCAAGGGCCACCUCCAGGAGGAAGUAGGAAGGCUGCGACAGGAAGUGACAUCAAAGAGAGACCACAUCCAGCAUCUGAACUCUGGGCUAGGGGGAAGGACGGCGGGAGCAGGGGACCUGAGAGAGGUGCUGACCGUUGCCGAGGAGACGCUGGCCAAGGCAGAGGUGGCUCUGAGGGAGAACGAGGAACGUCUAGCUCAGGGAAGGGCGGAGCAUGAGGCCUUGUGGGCGGAGCAUGAUGCCUUGAACGAGGAGCAUGAGGCCCUGAAGGAGGAGCAUGAGGCCCUGAAGGAGGAGCAUGAGGCCCUGAAGGAGGAGCAUGAGGCCCUGAAGGAGGAGCAUGAGGCUCUGAAGGCGGAGCAUGAGGCCCUGAAGGCGGAGCAUGAGGUAUUGUGGGCGGAGCAUGUUUCCUUGAAGAUGAAGUUUGCUGCUGUACAGGAGGAGCUGGGCUCCAGCGCACACAGGACAGAGACGCUGAUGGAGGAAAGCCAGACUGAGGACAGAGCGCUCGCUGACCUGGAUAUCCACAGCCAGCUGCUUGGGCUGUCCGGCCAGCAGGGGGAGCCAGAGAGCCGCAGCCUGCAGGGCGAUGCCUGCACCCGACACGGGGCCCCCGGGCGUAGCUCCUUCCUGUCCGGCCUGCGGUACGAGGCCUCCCCACGCCCCCCGGGGGGGCUGCGUACCCCGAGCUCCAGCGGGGACCCCGCCUCUGAGCUCCCCUCCCCCCCGCUGUCCCAGGACCUUUCCCAGCCCCCGGAGGCCUUCAGCACCCCGCUCACCCUCUCCGCCUCCGCCUCGGAGCCCCCCUCCACCCGGGACUCCCCCCCCGCCUCGGAGCCCCCCUCCACCCGGGACUCCCCCCUCUCUGAGCAGGUGAGGACGCUGGACGAGCGGUACUUCACCGGACUGGAGGAGUGGCCCAGCGAUGCUGACUGCAGCAGCGUAAGCUCGCACCGGGACACCACUCUGCAGGAGCAGUGGGGUGCGCCGGAGGGCCUGAGUGCCAGUUUUCUGGAGUACCUGCACAAUCGGGACAUGUCUGUGGCAGGGAGGACAGACAGCGCCACGGAGAGCAUGGGCCAGGACGCCGAGCUCCUCUCUCCCGAACUACAGAGCUGGCUGAAGAGGGUGUACAGGGAGGGACACAGGGUCCUCUCCUUGUCCGAGCGCCCUGUCCCGGUCGCCGUGACGACCCCCAGCCCUGACGAGGCUCCGCCCCCCUCCUGGCAGGCAGAGAGACGGGCUCUGCAGCAGACCGUCCUCUCCCUCAGAGAGCUGCUGUGCAAGAUGGCCGCCAGAGAGCCCAAGGAGGAGCAGUGGCGGCUGCACCUGGAGCAGCUCCUCUCCGCGGACCGGCUGGCCCUCCUGGAGGAGGUGCAGCACCUGCGCUCCCUGCUGUGCGCCUCCAGCCUGCGGAGCCAGGAGCAGCUGCGCCUCCUGCAGGCCUCCCUCAGCGCCGCACGGGGGGAGGGCAGCCAGUGCCGACACGGGGAACUGCUGGAGCCCCAUCUGACGGAGAGGCGUCUGGGACGAACGGAUCAGCAAACUACGCAGAGGGCAGGAGGGGCGGAGCAGAAGGCCCAGCUGUGGGCGGAGCAGACAGGAGGGGCGGAGCAGAAGGCCCAGCUGUGGGGGGAGGAGCAGAAGGCCCAGCUGUGGGAGGGGCUGGUGAGCACGGAGAUGUCCCAGGAGGCCGAGCGUCACCAGCAGAGGGAGCAGUCUCCCUGCGAGGCACUGAUCACAGAGGAGAGCAAUCGAGCUAUUGACCACGCCCACAGCCUGGAGGAGGAGGUGCAGAGGAGGCAGGAGGCGCUCAGACAGCUGGAGGAAGAGGUGCAGAGGAGGCAGGAGGCGCUCAGACAGCUGGAGGAGGAGAGGGUGAGCCACGUCCACAGCCUGGAGGAGGAGGCGCAGAGGAGGCACAAGGUGCUCAGACAGCUGGAGGAGGAGAGGGCGAGCCACGCAUGCAGCCUGGAGGAGGAGGUGCAGAGGAGGCGUGAGGCGCUCAGACAGCUAGAGGAGGAGAGGGUGAACCACGCCUGCAGCCUGGAGGAGGAGGUGCAGAGGAGGCGCAAGGUGCUCAGACAGCUAGAGGGGGAGAGGGUGAACCACGCCUGCAGCCUGGAGGAGGAGGUGCAGAGGAGGCGCGAGGUGCUCAGACAGUUGGAGGAGGAGGCGCAUAGGAGGCACGAGGUGCUCAGACAGCUGGAAGAGGAGAAGGCGAGCCACACCUGCAGCCUGGAGGAGCAGGCCCGGCAGCACGAGGAGGCGGUGUCCGAGGACAGGAGGUUCAUCCAGGAGCUGCGGGUUCAGCUGGAGCAGGAGCGCGGGCAGAGCGAGGAGCUGGCGGCCGCCGUGGAGCGUCUGCACCGGCAGGUCGUUCACACCAAGCGGCAGCUGGAGGAGGAGGCGCAGAGGAGGCGAAAGGCGGCUCAGGGGGAGCACAAAGCCGCCCUCGGUCUGGAGGAGCAGAGGCGCAGAGCCAACCAGCUGCAGGCACAGCUGGACCUCCUGAGAGAGGAGGCACGCUCUGCGAAGGAGGAGCGCAGGACACUGAGGAGGCAGGAGGAGCAGGAGGAGACAGACAGAAAGCACAGCUCCAUCUGUCACAGGCUGAGUCAGAGCGCCGCCCUGCAGGCUGAUGGGUGUAAUGCUGAGACUGAGCUGCAGCUCUCAGUCCACAUGGCAAACCAGCCCUACAACAGCAAGGUGCAGCGGCUGUACUGCCGGUUCUUGCGGGCGGAGAGCCACAGGAAGGCGCUGGCGUUCCAGAAGCGCUACCUGCUUCUGCUGCUGGGCGGGGCCCGGGACGGGCAGCACGCCACGCUGGCGCUCGUGGCCCGCAUGGGGGCGUGUCCCUCGCCUGCGGCCCCGCCCCCCCGGCCCAGCCCCGCCGCGCGCUUCAGGACCGCCGCCCUCGCGGCCAUCGCCGUCUCGCGGCUGUCGCUCCUGGUUAGGAAGUGGCAGAGGGCCUUCAGAACAAGCCCGCCAGACAGCGCUCAGACCACGGAGCACAGCUCCAGAGCCGGCUCCAGCAUCAACACUGAGGUGCUGAGACGACAGCAGCAGUCUGCGGCCCGGAGCUCCGCCCCCUCCUGUCACACCCAGCCUCUCGCAAGAGGGCGGGGCUUAGGUCCUGUCCGUCAAGUCACUCUUCAGCCUGUGCAGCAGGCUCAACCGCAGACCAUCAGACAGAACAGUAACUGAAUACCUCAUCUUAAAAUUAUACUGCAAUGCAUCAAUCAGUGUGUACAUAUGUAUUAAGUUUCAAUAAACAUUUUUUAUAAAACAAAUUAGAAAA